UUUUUUUUGUUUUGCAUUAUUUUUAAACUUCUUUUUUAUUUGACAAAGUACGUUCUCUUUUGUCGUAUAUCAAAUGUAACAGUAUCACCAAAAGUUAUUUUAUUUUAUUUAAAAAAUAAAAAAUAAAAAAAUAGCCCCCCUUUUUUUAUUUUAAUUUCCUUUCUUCCUUUAUCAUAUUCUAAUGGCUUCUGUUAUUUUUCCGUUUAAAGGUAUUUACUUCUUAUUAACGCAUCCAAAGCAACUAUGGUUAAAAACGCUAAGCCCUAUUCUACUCACGAUGAUCUUCAGUGUCUUUUCUAUUGGCAUUUCUAUUAAAUUCCUUUUACCUCAACUUGUUGGAAAACUGUUAGAAUGGCACUGGCCUCAUUGGAUGUCUUGGUUCAUUUCAAUUAUAUCUACUAUAGUUGAAAGCGCUAUUUUAAACUUGAUCUUCUUUGCCAUUCUGGUCCCUAUCUUUCAAGAUGCUGUAUUUGAUGCUACACUUAGAGCGCGUGGUUUAGAUCGUAUCUUUGAUGAAGAAGAAGAGCAUGAUAUUCCCAAGUAUGUACUCUGUUGGCGUAGUUCACGAUCUAGUAUUUUAGUAACAUGGUGUUUGAUUACUGUCAAGAUUUUACUUAUGCUUUUGACUGCUCCUUUACAAUUGAUUCCAUUUGCUGGUACUGCUUUAGCUUGUACUAUUAAUGGAUGGCCUACAGCAUGGAGUCAAAGAUUGCAUUAUGAUAUCGAAUUACGUGGCUACAAGGUCUCAGAUUCUUAUCAUCAUGCACGAGAACAUGCAUGGAAUUAUGUGGGAUUUGGUAGCUUUGCUUUUGCAUUAGAACUUGUGCCCUUCUUCAACAUCAUUUUUGUUUGGUCAAAUAUUGUAAGUGCUGGUCUAUGGCUUGCAGAUGAAUAUGAAAAGGAAAUAGGGCUUGUGAUUACUAAAAAAGAAAAAGUCUCUAAAAAUAUGAAUUAUGGUGCAGUACAAGCACCCACUGUUUAUUCUGUUGAAAAUGAAAAUACGCCUUUACUCAGUAGCACAUCAUAUAAAUAAAGUUUUCAGUUAUUAUUAGUGAGUGAACAGCUUUUUUUUGUUUUUGUUUUUGUUCUUCUUUACUUUGUGAAGUUUACAGUUCAGCUUAUUUUUAAUAAGUAAAAUCGAC
Molecule: messenger RNA, 1142 nt
Organism: Cokeromyces recurvatus
Lineage: Eukaryota; Fungi; Mucoromycota; Mucoromycetes; Mucorales; Mucoraceae
Exons: 5
Coding region: 182-1033 (283 amino acids)
Source: RefSeq, a predicted model, not a curated record